GCAGGCCCGGAGCCGCUCGGUUCCGGCCUGAGAGCGGGGCGGGGUGGGGGAGGCGCGCGUGCGCGAUCCGUGGCCCCUGCCGGGCGCGGUCCUGCGGCGCUCGUGCUCCGGCCCCUUCUCCGCCGUUUUCCCGGGGCGCCGUGGGCGGCGAGGCUCUCGCGAGCGAGGACCGGAGGAGGUAGGCGUGGCGGCCCGGGAGCGGGAGCCACGUGACGAGCGAGGCGGAGGGCCGCGGCGCGGGGCGGGCGGCGAGGGCGCCCCCUCCCGGCGCGCCCGGGCGCGGCAGGCCGCCCGUCCUUGCGCCGACCCGUCACCCUCAGGCAUGGCCGAGCACAGAGAGCCCCGCGGCGCCGUCGAGGCCGGCCUGGACCCGGUGGAGUACACCCUGCGGAAGCGGCUCCCCCACCGCCUGCCCCGGAGGCCCAAUGACAUCUACGUCAACAUGAAGACCGACUUCAAGGCCCAGCUGGCCCGCUGCCAGAAGCUGCUGGACGGGGGCGGCCGGGGGCAGCACGCGUGCGCCGAGAUCUACAUCCACGGCCUGGGCCUGGCCAUCAACCGCGCCAUCAACAUCGCGCUGCAGCUGCAGGCCGCCAGCUUCGGCUCCCUCCAGGUGGCCGCCAACACCUCCACCGUGGAGCUGGUGGACGAGCUGGAGCCGGAGGCCGACAACCGAGAGCCGCUCACCAGGAUCCGGAACAACUCGGCCAUCCACAUCCGCGUCUUCAGGGUCACGCCCAAGUAACUGAAGCCGAUUCCCGCCCACCAGCUCGUGGUGCACACACGUCCGGGCUCCGUGUGGUUCCUAUGGCUCUUGUUCCGAGUUCUGUCACGGACCUCUUCUCAGAGCCGCGUGAGAAAAGACAUGUUCCCUCAGCCUCGAGGACUGCGAACGGAGGUCUGAGGAGAGAGUCUUCCUUGUCCUGUAUAAUAAAAGUACCGAGUUGUGUCGGUGCCAGGCUUCCGGUG
Molecule: messenger RNA, 969 nt
Organism: Psammomys obesus (fat sand rat)
Lineage: Eukaryota; Metazoa; Chordata; Mammalia; Rodentia; Muridae
Gene: Pop7
Product: POP7 homolog, ribonuclease P/MRP subunit
Exons: 1
Coding region: 323-745 (140 amino acids)
Biological process (GO): tRNA 5'-leader removal
Cellular component (GO): nucleus; nucleolar ribonuclease P complex; ribonuclease MRP complex
Molecular function (GO): nucleic acid binding
Source: RefSeq, a predicted model, not a curated record